CACGCUUUCAGGCCAACCAAAGCUUGAACCUCGAGAGCUCGACGAAACCACGCGCCAUCGCAAAACUGCCACUGCCCCUCCUGUCGGACUGACGCCGAUAACCCCUACGAGACGAAGAAGAACGAAAAGGUUCGACCCAAUUGGACUCCGAACACCGUCGACGGAGCCAUUGCCCGACGAGCAGAUACCCUCUCACGAAUCAACAUCUCCCGCAGAAACCGAGCGCAGCCGACCGCGGUAGGUCGGUAGGAACGAUUGAGCCAGGAUGCCUCAGGAUAUGCCGCCCGUGGGGGGAUACCAGGCUGUGCAGUACAAGCGCAACCUGCCUGCCCGUGGAUUCCGCCCCGGCACGAUGUUGCUCGGUAUGGGCCUUGUGAUGGGAUACGGAUGGUACCACUUGAUCAAGGGUAUCCGGGAAGCCAACGAGCUUGCGAGAGAGAAGAUGUGGGCGCGCAUCCACCUCAUCCCCCUCCUCCAGGCCGAGGAGGACCGCGACCAGGUCCGCAGGUGGUACGCCGACCAGUCGAGAGAGAAGGAGCUGUUGGGCGAGAACACCAAGGUCUACCACUCUGACAGAUUCGUCCGUCCUACUUUCGCUGUUGCACCGCAGACCAAGAACUAGAGCAUGCUUACGAGGUUUGAGGGGAUAAGAAGACGAUGGAGAUGAGAUGUAGAAGGGGGAUGUAGGGGACAAAAAGAAGAGCCGGCGAAAUGCUGGCGUGUGUAUAUGAUACUUUUCGGGACGGAGAGAAUCAAAGAACGACUUUUGUUGAAUCA
This is a messenger RNA of Colletotrichum destructivum, 777 nucleotides long. RefSeq lists its product as uncharacterized. Lineage: Eukaryota; Fungi; Ascomycota; Sordariomycetes; Glomerellales; Glomerellaceae. The record is from RefSeq and is a predicted model, not a curated record. Bases 266 to 622 code for a protein of 118 amino acids. The transcript has 4 exons.